Molecule: messenger RNA, 1476 nt
Organism: Ornithodoros turicata
Lineage: Eukaryota; Metazoa; Arthropoda; Arachnida; Ixodida; Argasidae
Exons: 4
Coding region: 1-1476 (491 amino acids)
Source: RefSeq, a predicted model, not a curated record
AUGAUUGGUUUUCAUGGGUAUUACAACUGCAGGCAGCUCGACAGGGUCAAGUACAAGUGCCCGGAUGGCACUCCUUGGGAGCCAAGCCAGACGACUGUCAUCUGCAGUGGCCACUUCGUCGGCAACGAAAAAAGCGCUGACCAGACGUAUCCUUCCUACGUCCCCUCAGUAUUUCCAGCGAUGUACAAAGCCAAAUCCGUCGUGGGAUUGGCGCCUGUUGAGCGUUAUGAAAGACUCAAGCGGCGAGCUCAACGUAAUGACAACACCACGGCUUCAGUGACACUUUGUGCUAGAAAAGAAGAUGGUGUGCCUGGACUGUAUGGAGAUUUCCAAGAUCAGGAAUUUCAGGAUGAAACAUACAAUGAGCCUCCUUCCUCAGAUUCUAGUGGAGCGUUGGAACCAGCUUCAUCAUCAUCUGUGGGCACACAGACAGAUGCAGCCAAUGAAGGUAGUGGCAGACCAUUCUCCGUCUUCAUGUGCACCAUUCUGGAAACGACCGGCAGCACCCAGAUUACGCACACACCUUGUGUUGAAAGUGAAGUGCAGGCUGUGCGCGAGACACAAUCACGCUACUCUGGACAUUCUUCGCGUACGUGCAUAUUUCAGGGUUACGAGACUCUUCGUGAUCAGAUUGCUACCCUGCAUGAUUUAUGUGGCACCACGCCAGAAGUGUUUGCACUUCUACUCAGCCUCCUUACCAACUUCCGCGUAAGAGAGGUCGACGUCACUAUCCCUAACAAGCUCUUGAUAUUUCUGAUGAAGUUGAAGCUGGGAAUUACCUUCACCGGCCUUGGCGCUCUGUUUGGAAUUCAUCGUUCCACUGCUAGCAGAAUAUUUUUCUCUAUGUUGACAAACUUGGUUCAGGUCACAAGCAAGUGGUUGUUCACACCAUCAAGAGAAACAAUCCGAGCGACUCUUCCAGAAUGCUUCAGAGAGCACUAUCAUUCAUGCAGAUACAUAAUCGACUGCACUGAAGUGAGGACGGAAACUCCAGCUCCUGUUGAAAGGCAACGAAAUCUGUACGCAAACUAUAAAGGCGGUAUGACUGUGAAGUUCCUGGUUGCAAUUGUCCCCAAUGGACAGAUUGCUUUUGUGUCAAAAGCGUACGGGGGAAGAGAAAGCGACACAGCAAUAACAACGGAUUCUGGAUUCCUAGACCUUGUCGAGGCAGGUGAUCUAAUUCUGGCUGACGAGGGGUUCCCUGGCAUCAGCUCCCACCUCGGACAGAAAGGUGCACUACUAGUGAUGCCCCCAUUCUCAUCAGGAAAUGCACAGUUCACCAGCAGAGAAAUGGACACAACAUAUUACAUCGCACAAGUUAGGGUGCAUGUAGAGAGAGUGAUUCAGCGGAUCAAGACCUUCGACAUCCUGAACUCCACCGUACCAGCUGAGCUUGUGCCAUACAUGACUGACAUUUUUCGUAUGUGCGCAGUACUUGCAAAUCUUCAGCCACCCAUUUUCCGGACACAGCAAUGA